AUGCGGCUUCUGGAGGCGGCGUUGCGUCAGCUCGCCUCUUCGCAGCGCCGCUUGGCCGACUGUCUGCCCAGCUACAGUCGCAUCUGCCUGCCUCGCUUGGAGACCAGCCUCUGGUUGUCGGACGACUGGAUGCGACGACUCGUCGCGCCUCUCGUACGUCGUGCCGCCGCGCCGUCCGCCGCCUCGACACUGACCGAUCGGCACGACCUUCCCGGUCUGGCGUUCGAGCUCGCCGACACAGCCGCCGUUGGGGCGCUGCGAAGGCGAAUAGGCGACGAGUUGAGUCGAGGUGGGUUUGCGGUAGCUCGCUUUCACACUCCAGCAAUCGCAUCACCACGGCCCAUCUGA
Protopolystoma xenopodis is the source of this 348-nucleotide messenger RNA. NCBI's taxonomy places the organism in Eukaryota, Metazoa, Platyhelminthes, Monogenea, Polystomatidea, Polystomatidae. The record is from the annotation of a GenBank genome assembly.